This is a messenger RNA of Saccostrea cuccullata (small rock oyster), 4864 nucleotides long. RefSeq lists its product as uncharacterized. Lineage: Eukaryota; Metazoa; Mollusca; Bivalvia; Ostreida; Ostreidae. Gene Ontology annotation, cellular component: cytoplasm. The transcript has 21 exons. The coding region runs from base 155 to 4864 and encodes 1569 amino acids. Gene Ontology annotation, molecular function: metal ion binding; guanyl-nucleotide exchange factor activity. The record is from RefSeq and is a predicted model, not a curated record.
CAAUGCGUUGUCAAACCUACUUGUCUCAAGUGCAGUCUUCCUAUUAAUCCAAGUAAUUAGUGUGACACAGUAGAAUAUUCGGAUGUAAUUAUCUAGCUCAAGUUAAAAUGUCAGAUUGAAAGACUGGAGUUACGAAAUGAACCCUUAAUUUGAAAUGGAAUCAGACCCUGGCCCUGUGAGUCAGACUGAUACCAGUGAAGAAAGACUCCCAAGAUGCAAGCCACCUGUGCCAAAGAAGCCAUCGAUCAGUCAAAAACCUGCAAACCUUACACAGUCACUGAGUGCCUCUCCUAAGAAAGAUGCAAAGUCACAGAAAAUACCCCCACCGCUACCCAAAACCCCACCUAAUAGUGGUGUUAGAAAAGCAGAAUGCACAGCAACUGUCAGCACAGCACCCAGCACAACAGUGCACAAAACCAACACAAACCAUGCACUGGCAAAUGGCAACUGCAUAUCAACUUCCAUUGAAACCACCUUAAAUGGGUCAUUUGAUGACUCAAAUUCGAAUGUUGACCAACCAUAUUUCACCAAUAGCAUUUGUGAAUUAAAUCAAAAUACACCAUCAAUAUCAAAUGAAGAUUUAACAAAACUGUCCAAAACCCAAAGUUUUUCUACAUCUCCUAGGCCAAGGCUUCCAAGAACUUCCUCCAAUUCAAGUGUAAAUCAAAAUCGCAGCCCAAAGGCUUCAAAUUCUAAUUCUCCCAAUGUAGUCAGAAAGUCUAAGGUUCAAGGGUCAAAGAGCACAUUUUAUGAUGAUGAAGACAAUGCAGAGGAAACUCACUUAGGACAAAGCUGCUUCUAUGUGACAUCUGAGGAUUCAGUGAACUUUUCUUCUGAGCAGUCACAAAACCAGAAUCCUGAUAAAAGUGCAAGUUGCUCUGGUAAUACCCACACAGAAACACUAAUAAACCCUAAAGGAACUGUGUUUGGAAUGGAAAAUUCUAGUUCAAAGUCAGUUAAGAAACCUAUCAAAACUCCACCAAAAGUUCCUCCUAAAGUGAGUUCAAAGAGACAUGGAGACCAAAAGGUCAUUUCUAGUUCUAUUGAUUCUCAACCAAAACUUGAAAACAUAUCAACUCCAUUAUCAAACUCUGAGUCUCCAUCACUUUGUAUAGAUUCAGAUGUGAAGGAAUCUCUGACAUUGCUUUCUGUGGAAGUGGAGGGUGACACAUCAACACAGGAUAUAAAUGGAAAUUUUGAAAAUGCCAAAUUACAGCCAAGUCCUAGAAAUCUCAGCAGUGGUCAUAAAACUCCUUCUCCUAGGCCAAGGCCAAUGCCCAAGCCUAGAAAAUCUGUUACUCCUAGUCCAAGGAAGAGAAGUGAAGCAACGGAGGAAGAAAAGAAAAGUGGUGCUAAUGAUUCAAAGGAGCUUUUUGAAAAAGAAACGGAGGGAUCAUUUCAAGCAGAAGCUGAUGUGAAAGAAUCCACUAAAUGUAAUGUGGAGGUAACUGUAGACACCAAUAAAAAGGAUAAUGUAGAAAAGGUGAAAGUCUCCACUGAAUGUAAUGUGGACAAUAAUGUGAAAGACUUCAUAGAAGGUAAUGUGGAAAAAGUGAAAUAUUUCAUGGAAAGUAAUGUGGAAAAAGAGAAAAACAGUGUGGAUAAUGAUACAGUGGAUCAAGGAUUACUGUCAGAACUCAGAGAGGAAGUCAAUGUUACUGUGAUGGAGGCAUCAGAAUCAGUGGUUGAAAAUUCACAAAAAAGUGUUAAAACAGAAUGUGAUGCUAAGGAGAAGACAUGUGAAGAAGAAAAGCCAACGAUCUGUGAUACCUCAGACUCUAAGGAAGUCACUCGUCAAAGUUUCCAAGACAACGUGAAGCAAGGUCUAGAUUUAACAAGUGGGACUCCACAUGAUAACAGUACAUGUUUUGUCCAAUCUGAUGAAAUUACAACACAAAAAAUGCUAUCUCCCAUUGCAGAGGACAAACCCAUCACUGUUAAAGACUUGGACAGUGAGUCCAGUAAAACCGUGUUAGAUAUGGAGGCAGAACUUCCAGAGACUUCAUCACUUUUAGAUGAAAUUGAGAAAAUUGUCACAAAGAGGAUGAUCAGUCUUGAGAAUUCACCCGAAGAUAUUUCUACUGAGAAAACCGCAGAUGUGCCAAUCAGACCACCUCGUCCAAAGAAAGAAUCCAGAAGAAAGUCGUCCAUGGGAGAGGUUUCAUCCAUGUGUUUUGACUCAAAUCAGCCCAGUUCUGAUUUCAGAGGAUCAUCCACAUCAUUAAAUGACAUGCCACCUCCAGGUGGUAAAAAAGUGCAACCUCCCAAACCUAAGAGACACAAAAUCAACAAGAACAUUACUAGGAGUCAGUCAGAUAUUUCUGGAAUUCGUCCACAAGGACUGGAAAUGUGCAAUAAAGGAAUAAGUAUUGAUAUCAGUGAUGACGAAGGUGGAAAAAACCACCCUAUAUUACCACCUAGAAAAGCACAUGGUAGGAAUGUGGGCAAGGGUAGAAGUUUGACUGUGGAUUUCUGUGUUCCGGCCAACCAGCAUGCACUGUUGAGGGAGAUAGCUUUAGCAGAUCAUAGGAGAGAAUUAGAGACUUCACUUAGUCCUGAAAAUCAGAAGUCCUCUCAUGCCUCUGGAAACACUCACUCUGUAACAAAUUUGCAAAACACAAAACGCCAGAUUCGUCCCUCAAGAAAAGCACCCCCUCCUCCUCCUUCAGCUAGUCCCAUCCCCAAAACUAACAAAGAUUCUUCAGAGGAUGUUCCUAAUCCCACACCUGGAGUUUCCACUAACAAAAUUCACCAAGGUUCUUUUUCAGCCCCUAUUCACAGUGACGAUGACUCGAGUAAUGUCGACUCUCAUGAAUAUCAUUACAUCCCCGAAGAUCUGAUUAAUCCACCGUCUGACUCCACUCUCCACAAAGAAAAAUCUCCUUCUCCACCUGAUCUUCCACCUCGGACCUACAACACCAGUUUCUCCACGUCGACCUCCGUCCUCAGCUCAGACUCUGAUCGUCCAGUGAGUGUGGUCAGUGUGUUCAGUAGUCAGUCAGAAAGUGGGUCAUUUGGUCAUGGCAGUCCAGGAAAUGACGAACUGAGUACAGACGACUCCGAGUGUGAAAAUGAAGAAGACAAGAUUGCCAGAAAAUGGGCCAGAAAAAUUUUUCACAUCGUUAAGGAGAUCUGUUCAUCAGAGGAAGUUUUUGUUGAUGUUUUAAGACUUCUGAAUGUGGAUUUUCGAGUGUUCAUUUCUCAAGCCACAGAAGCGAAUGGCAAACCUGUGAUUCCAAAUGAAAUCCUCAAUAAAGUCCUGAACUACCUGCCACAGUUACAGAACUUAAACGAGGAACUGCUUAAAGACCUACAGGAGCGACUUAACAAAUGGGAUGAGCUGCCUCAGGUCGCUGACAUUUUUGUUAAGAAGGGACCGUUCCUGAAGCUGUAUACAUCCUACAUAAAGGACUUCUCGGAGGCGAACGAGAUUCUGGAUGAAGCAUGUAAAAGACAUCCCUCAUUUCUCACAGCGGUCAAACAGUUCGAGAGAAGUCCAAGAUGUGCCAGUCUGGCAUUGAAACACUACAUGUUAAAACCCAUACAGAGAAUACCUCAAUAUAGACUACUGCUCCAAGAUUAUCGGAAACACUUGACCCCUGAUUCGCCUGAUUAUAACAAUACUUUAGCUGCCUUAGAGAUUGUGUCUAAUGUUGCCGACCAUGCCAACGAAAGCAUGAGACAAGGGGACCAUGUACAGAAGAUGUUGGAGAUCCAGAAGUCCGUGGAGGGGAAUUAUGAAGUCAUCAAGCCGGGCAGGACAUUUUUGAAAGAAGGAGAAUUGAUGAAGCUGUCAAGAAAAGAAAUGCAACCAAGGAUGUUCUUUCUGUUUAAUGAUGUCCUGUUGUACACGUCACCAAUAGCAACAGGAGGCUACAGAUUUAAUAAUGCACUGACCCUUGUGGGAAUGAAAGUGAGCAAGCCCAAGAGAGAUGAUCUGAAGACAGAGUUCAACAUCAUUAGUAUACAGCGGUCGUUUAUGGUGGUCGCUAAAAAUCAGGUGGAGAGAGACAGUUGGGUGGACACACUACAGAAGGCUAUUGAUGACCAGGCUCAACGCAGGAACACGUUUGAGAACGGAAGAACGGGAGGACAGUCGUUCUAUGAUAUCUAUGACGUGAACUAUGAGCUGGGUUCUAAGGCCCCGAUCUGGAUCCCUGACACCAGAGUUACCAUGUGUAUGAUCUGUACGUCGGAAUUCUCUGUAACCUGGAGACGCCACCACUGUAGAGCAUGUGGAAGGGUUGUGUGCUCUAACUGCUCUGAUAACAAAGCCCCCUUGGAGUACCUCAGGAAUAAGCCUGUCCGAGUCUGUGAUGAGUGUUUCGAGAAACUCAGGGAGGCUUUGGAUGAGAAAGAGAAGGUACAUGGGAUAGAUGAGAAGUUUACACAGGCUCAGGACGGCUCGUUUCUCAAUCUCGGGAAUCUGAAAGAGAGAUUUCGUCAGAUCCGACGCAGUGCCAGAUUUACCCACCAACCAGCCACAAAACGACCCAGCAGACUGCAAAUUCAUGCCAAUGACCCAGAAGCUACCAUAAGUGGAUAUCUUUUCAAGUGGCACAAAGAGAAGAAGUGGAAAAAGUACUGGUUCUUAAUGAAGGACAAUGUUCUCUAUACAUUCAGGGCUUCUGAGGACGUGAAUGCGACAGACAGUGUCAGUAUUGUUGGUUAUGACAUUGGACACUACGAAAAGAAACACAAAUCACUGAAAUUCACUAUUUACGACACUAGUCACGAAGGACUGAAGCCACCACACAAUCCGCCCCUAAAACACACAUACGGACAAUCGCCUAUAUUGAUUCACCACUUAGCUGGAGGCCCGGAUUUUACCCUCCGGCUUGAUAAGAACGUCUUAGGUCCUUAA